AUGCCUGGAUUAGCUAUGGAUGAAGUGAAUGGGAACGGUGUGGUAGAUGAGCACAGUGGAGAGUAUACACCUCACAAGGAGGGGUAUAAUCAGCAAGGCUCUCCUAGGAGUCCAUUGAAUCCUCAAAGUCCUCAUAGUGACUCCACUGGUAUGCCUAUGGAUGGCCCGAUUGACACAUCAAUUGAGCAGCUGUAUCACAAUGUAUGUGAAAUGCAGAGCUCUGAUCAGUCUCCAUCCAGGGCUAGUUUUGGAUCAUUUGGCGCUGAGUCGAGGAUUGAUUCAGAAUUGAAUCAUCUUGUUGGGUAUGUUCGUGCAGAUGUGGAGGUAAGGAAAGAGGUUGUUAUGGAAACCAAAGAGAGUACCUUUACUCCUGAAAAGGAAAAUGUGUCUGUGGAGACAAGGGUGAAGGCUCAGUCUCCUAAGAUGAGUCCUAAGAGCAAGUCUCCCAAUCAGAGGCCUCCACUUGACAAGAAGACUCCAAGAAAUGCAAGUUCAGUGAUGUCGAAGAACAAGCUGAGAAGUUUAGCUUUACGAGGAAUGAAGCUUCAGAAUGGAGUUGAGGAUCCCUCUGUGGAGGGAUUGGAUAACUCUGACCUUGGACCCUUCUUGCUUAAGCAAGCAAGGGAUAUGAUUUCUGCUGGUGAAAGUCCCCACAAGGCACUUGAGUUAGCUCGUCGGGCAGUGAAAUCGUUUGAGAAAUGUACAACCGAGAAACCCAGUUUAGAGUUGGUCAUGUGUUUGCAUGUUUUGGCAUCAAUCUAUUGCAGCUUAGGACAGUACAAUGAGGCAAUUCCAGUUCUUGAGCACGCUAUUGACAUUCCAGCUAUAGAGGAUGGCAAUGACCACGCACUAGCCAAGUUUGCAGGGUGCAUGCAAUUGGGUGAUAUUUAUGCAAUGACUGGUCAGAUUGAGAAUUCGAUACUGUUCUACACUGCAGGUAUGGAGAUACAAAGGCAAGUCUUGGGAGAAACAGACCCUCGAUUUGGUGAGACAUGUCGAUAUGUAGCUGAGGCACAUGUCCAAGCAUUGCAGUUUGAUGAGGCUGAGAAGCUGUGUCUAAUGGCCCUUGAAAUCCACAGGGAGAAUGGUACUCCUGCUUCACUUGAGGAGGCGGCAGAUAGAAGACUUAUGGGACUUAUCUGUGACUCAAAGGGAGAUUAUGAAGCUGCUCUUGAGCAUUAUGUUUUAGCUGGCAUGUCCAUGUCUGCCAAUGACCACGAAACAGAUGCAGCUUCAAUUGAUUGCAGCAUUGGAGAUGCUUAUCUGUCCUUGGCUCGGUAUGAUGAGGCAGUCUUUGCUUUCCAGAAAGCACUGACAGUAUUCAAGAGCACUAAAGGAGAAACACAUCCAGCAGUAGCAUCUGUUUAUGUCCGGUUAGCUGAUCUUUACAACAAGAUAGGGAAGUUUAAGGAGUCCAAGUCGUACUGUGAAAAUGCACACAAAAUCUAUGGGAAGCCAAAUCCUGGAAUCCCCGCAGAAGAGAUUGCUAGCGGUCUUAUUGAUGUUUCUGCUAUCUAUCAGUCUAUGAGUGAUUUGGAGCAGGCCCUCAAGUUACUCAAGAAGGCUUUGAAGAUGUUUGGUGAUUCCCCAGGUCAACAAAGUACAAUUGCAGGAAUUGAGGCUCAGAUGGGGGUCAUGUACUAUAUGAUGGGAAAUUAUUCAGACUCAUACAACACCUUCAAGAGUUCCACAACCAAGUUCAGGGCCAGUGGAGAAAAGAAAUCAGCCUUGUUUGGGAUUGCUCUAAACCAAAUGGGUCUAGCCUGUGUGCAGCGCUAUUCAAUAAACGAGGCUGCAGACCUGUUUGAAGAAGCCAGGAACAUUUUAGAAAAGGAAUAUGGGCCAUACCACCCUGAUACAUUGGGCGUGUAUAGUAAUUUGGCUGGCACAUAUGAUGCAAUGGGCAGGGUGGAUGAUGCCAUUGAAAUUUUGGAAUAUGUUGUUGGGAUGAGAGAAGAGAAGCUUGGAACGGCAAAUCCUGAUGUGACCGAUGAGAAGCAGAGGUUGGCUGUGUUGUUGAAAGAAGCAGGCAGGGUGAGGAGCAGGAAAACCAGAUCACUAGAGACACUCCUCGACACUGCCAACCCCCAGAUUACAAGAAGCAGUGACAUUAUUGAGGUACUGUGAUGCAAUAUAUGUGUAUAGGCUUCAUAUGUAAAGCAUGUCUUAGUAGAAUAUUAGUUGGUUUGUGUUUGUUAGGUUGUCAUUGUGAUUCUUUGGUAAAAAAAUAAGCAUAUAACAAGAAGAACAUCAUGAAGCUAGAGGAUUCUGGUAUG
Messenger RNA from Fragaria vesca subsp. vesca, 2276 nucleotides. RefSeq lists its product as uncharacterized. The transcript has 2 exons. Gene Ontology annotation, molecular function: protein binding. NCBI's taxonomy places the organism in Eukaryota, Viridiplantae, Streptophyta, Magnoliopsida, Rosales, Rosaceae. The record is from RefSeq and is a predicted model, not a curated record. The coding region runs from base 1 to 2127 and encodes 708 amino acids.